This is a messenger RNA of Exophiala mesophila, 3012 nucleotides long. RefSeq lists its product as uncharacterized. Bases 396 to 2723 code for a protein of 775 amino acids. The transcript has a single exon. Lineage: Eukaryota; Fungi; Ascomycota; Eurotiomycetes; Chaetothyriales; Herpotrichiellaceae. The record is from RefSeq and is a predicted model, not a curated record.
CCGACAGUUGGAACCCAGUUCACAAGAGCGUUCCCUUUCCACUUUGAUCCAAUCAUGCGAAACAGUGGGUGCAUAUCGUCUGGGCACACCUCGCACUCGCUAAGCUAGAUCACACCUUCCCUGAUAUGCCUUUGGCUAUGCACAUGCAGCCAUUGACACGGCCUGAGCAUAGGUCGUUUUCAUAAAACCAUAAUGCGCAGGAGCAUGCGUUGAGUCCCUCUUAUGAUGCCUCUCUCCACAGUGGCCGAAAAACCUGACACUCUUACAAGGACAUUUAUCUCUUGAUUGUUCACCAGAUCAUUGUUGUCGUGAUCAAUCUCAGUCGUUGACUGCCUUUCAAGCAACAUGUUACACAGCCAGUAGCUGUCAGCAAGUCCCUUGGGCAGUAACCUCCUAUGGCAGACGCGUUGGACCCCGUCGCCGACACCUACGUCGGAAUCUGGACAGACUGGUCAAAGGGUCCGAUAUGGGGACUGACUUGGACCCUCCCUCCAACUCGAGCGACUGUCUUGACAAACUCCUUGACUCUCUUCAUCGCAUUUUCGGGUAUCCAACUCUGGGCCAUUGUACGCUAUGCUCUUCAUCAAUUCUGUUCUAAGCCCACACCACAAGUGCGGACCCCGCACCUCAAUAAAGAGCAAAUCAUUCUCCGGAAUGCCGGAUCUGAUCUUGCUACUGGUUGGCUCAUGUUGAACCUUGGGUGGUCGUCACGUCGAAGCACUGGAAAACGCUCCCUCCGAUCAUAUGCCAUCGGAAUCACAGCCAUCACCUAUGCAGUCUUGAUCAUGACCGCUGGUAUUUUCUCGAGUCAAGCCAUAAGUGCUGGCACCAUAAAUGGCAAUCCCCCGACCCUUUCUCGGAGCAGGUACUGUGGCGUAUGGAAUGAAACUUACCGUGAGAUCGUCGAGAGUGGGGCGUUUUCUUCCAUGGAAGAGCUAGAUCUCUACGUCCAGCAUAUUGGCAAAGUCGCCCACAAUGUCCAACUCAGCCUCGAAUACUCUCAGGCAUGUUAUCUACCUGAAUCACACACCGCUGAUACAUACCUAUCUUCUACUUGCAACACUCUCAAGGUACCUCGCCUCGAGUGGGCUAGUCGAGACGGCAAUUGUCCAUUCAGUCAGCAAAUGUGUCUAGAUGAGCCUGAUGUCCUUGUCCUCGACACGGGUGAUAUCGACUCCCACGAACACCUGGGAAUCAACUCAAACCCCAAAGAUCGCCUCAAGUACAGGCGUGUCACGACAUGUGCAGUUCUCAAUACCACUGGCCGCAUUACCGGAUGGGAUGGCUCAAGUAACGACGACGCUAAUAAUACGAGCCCAUCAAAAGAAACAGCUUUUGCUCGGUUCGGCCCUUCACUCUACAAGCAGACGGAGUGGACUUACUCAUAUACCAAUUUUGCUUCCUUCUACGAUAACUUUACCGCCCAAGUCAUGAGUCCUUAUCAACUUGACGUGGAGCAUGCCUGGGCUCCAGCCGAUCCCGCGUGGAGCUUGAGCGAUUUCGAACCUGACCCAGAUAUCGCACAAGACGAUGCAGACCUCACCUUGUUCUUUCUAAGCUUUCCUGGCAUGUACCUUGGCCAAGUUAACGAUCCAUGGUUCUCGGCACACAGACAGCAGCAAUUUGAGAACCCUCUCCCAUUCUUACAAAACAGGUACGCACGCGAUGAUCCCAUCAGCACUAUGGGAUGCACAGAACAACAUAGCUUCUGCACUCAUGGCGGGAUAUGCACUGGCUUGUCCGGAUUCGAUCAAAUGCAGAAUGUUGACGAAUUCAACCUCGCACUCACACCUCGUCAAAAUGCAACUUUCGACCGAAUGCUUCGUGCCGUUGCUACAUCAUCUAUUUUCACCACUGUCGAAAACCUUGUGACCAAUAACGUGCCUCUGAUCGCAAGCAAUAUGACAAUGAGCGGGAAAAGUGGUGCUGUCAUCUCUCCCGCUCUGCCGGACGAGCAAUGGAAGAUCGAGUUGAGCUAUUGGCACUCUAUUGCCAUGGCUCAGCUGCAACGAACGAUCGCUCAAUGGGCAACCGGCCAAGUCGCACCCAGGUUCCAGGAUGAGUCUGAGAGUCGAUUCAUUCUGGCACCUUCGGAAGCACAGGAUCGUUGGUUCUGUGACAACUUCAUCCUUCCGUCACAAAAUUUCGAGUCCUUUAGUCUCAUGUCAAUUCUGCUGAUCAUUUUAAGCGGCGUGCUGGUCAUUGUUUGCGGCCUCAACAUAGAGGCUUUGGGACGCCUAUGCCGGAAGUGUAUAAGAAGAUCCGUGGUCCGGCGCGACUGGGAAUGGGAUGAUAUGCUUCUGCUUGCAGAAGACGAAAAAGAAACAACCAACCAACCACCGGAGAAAGACAUCUCGUGCGAAUCUAGCAUAUUUGACCUCAAUGACACAGGAAAUCUGACAGAUGAGAAGAAGUCACGCCAUUUAAGUAUUCGGAGGAAAUCUUCGCAGGCACUUCCCCGACCUAUAAGGUUUCUUCACGAAAUUCCACCUCGAACUCAACGGGUGGAAAGGGCCAGCAAGCGUCAUUCAAGAAUAUCUCUGAGCGUGAGUGAACUAGGCACUCAUACUGUGAAUCAGGAGGUCAGGGCGCCACGAGAGAAUAUUCCUGGCCGGAAAAAACCAGCCCCUUUGAAUUUGCCUCCAGGAUAUACUCGACAUCCACCUUAUGUUGAAUACCCAGGAAAGGAGGCAUCAGAUGGUGAUUCAGACUCAUGGAUCUGAUUGGCACUGAGUGGAGAUCUUGUAUUACACGAAAAGAAGACCAUAUGAUUGUGAUCCUCUGGUUAAGUGGUUGAACGCUCAUCUUAUGUCCACACUUCACCUCUCACUGGCCUGGCAUGCCAAUAUUAUCAUAGACACCAGAAUCAUUUUCCUGAGCAACGUUAAGAUUGGUAUUCCCUUGAGCAUAAAAGGCACAGACGUAUGUAUUUGUGGGGUCUCCACACUUAUCAGGGGCAAGAUACGGUCGCGGGUACGAAAUACGAAAUACGUUUAGACCAUCAUCACACCC